Messenger RNA from Hydatigera taeniaeformis, 606 nucleotides. The record is from the annotation of a GenBank genome assembly. NCBI's taxonomy places the organism in Eukaryota, Metazoa, Platyhelminthes, Cestoda, Cyclophyllidea, Taeniidae.
AUGACCUCGACGGCAGUAAAUCUCUCUCCAAACUGUGGCGACAGUGAGAAAGAAUCGGGUACCCUUAAAGGCAUUCCGAAGGCGACCUUCAUAGAAGACGUCGAUGAUUAUCUCAAAACCAAUGGCUACGCUACUAUCCGUGACGCAAUGCAGGCUCUGGAUCAAAUCUAUCAGAAGUACAAACUCAUGGAACAGGCUUUUCUUCAACGAAAACUUCGUCUCCUUCAACAAAUGCCCGAUAUUACGAAAACUCUUGACGUGGUGAGGCACUUAGAGAAGAAAAAUGAGGAUUUUGAUGUCACCUUCGAGGUCUCUGAUCAGCUCUAUGCCCGUGCACACAUCGAUAAGGCCGAUAAAGUGGGUUUGUGGCUAGGAGCGAACGUGAUGCUGGAGUAUAACCUGGCGGAAGCCAAGGACAUCCUGCUGGCAAACCUCUCCUCCGCGGAGACCUCUAUGGCUGAUGUGGAGGAGACACUGGCUUUCCUAAAGGAACAGACUACCACCGUGGAAGUCAGUCUGGCACGCCUGCAUAAUUUAAAUGUGAAGCGCAAUCAGGCUGCUGCCGCCGCUGCCGCUAUCGCCUCAGCUAACGGCGCGAGAAAAUGA